CCAGCGUCAUCCGCGACCACCACCGCGAAUCCUUCUAGUUCAUGCAGAUCCGAACCCUGCUCCUCCACAAUAUGACCUCAUCAACGUCUUGCGAUUCAGUUCAGCUUCCUCCCAUGUUCUUGCCAUAAUUUUUAGCAUUCGGCGCGUUCGAACACAACCCUCCAAACAGCGACCACCACCGACUCGGAAAGGCAGUUCUCUCGCAACGCGCCAGGUCGCAACCUUCCAUUUUGGCCGGAAGUAUUACUCCUGUUGGAUACGAAGAUUUUCCGGUAGUUUUGCUUCGAGCAAGAGCAGAAGAGACACCAUGGCGAUGGAAAAGAGCUCAGCGGCCGACCCAGACCCGCAGCCAGUGCCCAAGGAGAAUACCACCAACGGCUCUGCGGAGACGCACCUGGACGAGAAGAAACUGAAGAAGUUUUACAUCGGCUCCAUCGACCAAGGAACGACGAGCACGAGGUUCAUCAUCUUCGACGGCACGGGACAGCCCGUCGCCCAGCAUCAGAUCGAGUUCACGCAGAUGCACCCCGAGUCCGGGUGGCAUGAACAUGACCCCAUGGAGAUAUUGGAGACUGUGGAGCAAUGCAUAGAGAAGGCUACGCAUGCUUUUAUCGACAAGGGUCAUGAUAUCGCCGACAUCAAAGCAAUCGGAAUAACCAACCAGCGCGAGACCACGGUGGUGUGGGAUACCCACACCGGCAAGCCUUUACAUAACGCAAUUGCCUGGCCGGAUACCAGGACCAAGGGGCUGGUGCGGGAGCUGAAAACCCGGGAAGGCGCCGACCAACUGCAAGACAUUUGUGGACUCCCGCUCUCGACUUAUCCGUCAUCGGUCAAGCUCCUGUGGCUUCUCGAUAAUGUCGAUGCGGUCCGCAAGGCGUAUGAUGAGGGGCGCUUAUCGUUCGGGACUAUCGACACCUUCCUGUUGUAUCAUCUGAACGGAGGCAAGGAAAAAGACGUUUUUGUCACUGACGCCACCAACGCCUCCAGGACCAUGUUCAUGAACCUCCAUUCCGUGCAGUAUGAUGAUAAGCUCCUCGACUUCUUCCGACUGGACCGCAAAAAGCUUAGGCUGCCUAAGAUCGUGCCAUCCUCGUGUCCGGAAUCAUAUGGGUCUCUUGCCUCCGGUCCCCUGAAGGGGCUGCGGAUCGCAGGAUGCUUAGGAGAUCAGUCUGCAGCCCUAGUCGGUCAACAAGGAUUCACGCCAGGCUCUGCGAAAAAUACGUACGGUACCGGAUGCUUCCUGUUGUACAACGUGGGCGAAAAGCCUGUGAUUUCCCAGCAUGGCCUCCUGGCGACUAUUGCAUACGACUUCGGACGUGAGCGCAAGCCCGUGUAUGCGCUCGAAGGGAGCAUUGCUGUCGCGGGAAGUGGCGUGAAGUUCCUGAUGGAUAACCUUGGCUUCGUCACCCACUCUCACAAGAUCAGUGACCUUGCAGCGAGUGUGAAGGAUAACGGUGGCUGUGUCUUCGUGACGGCCUUCAGUGGCCUUUUUGCGCCGUACUGGAUUGAUGAUGCCAAAGGGACAAUAUUUGGCAUCACGCAACAUACCGAACGUGGACAUAUAGCCCGCGCAACGCUUGAAGCGACCUGCUUCCAGACGAAGGCCAUCCUCGACGCCAUGGAGCUCGAUAGUGGCCACAAGCUUGCCGAGCUGGCAGUCGACGGGGGUAUGAGCAACUCCAAUUUAUGUAUGCAGACGCAAGCCAACAUCAUUGGAAUUCCCGUCGAUCGCCCGGCGAUGCGUGAGACCACGUCCCUCGGUGCUGCCAUCGCCGCAGGUUUCGCAGUCGACAUCUGGAAAGAGUUCGACGAGCUCAAAGAGAUCAACCAGAAAGACCGCAUGAUCUUCGAGCCGAAUAUUUCCAAGGAAGAGAGCUCCAAGAUGUUCAAAAAGUGGGGACGAGCUGUGGAAAUGUGUCGGGGUUGGCUUGACACUGAGGAGGCGAAUGGGAAUUCUUGA
Messenger RNA from Trematosphaeria pertusa, 1963 nucleotides. RefSeq names its product glycerol kinase. Bases 308 to 1963 code for a protein of 551 amino acids. Gene Ontology annotation, molecular function: glycerol kinase activity. Gene Ontology annotation, biological process: triglyceride metabolic process; glycerol-3-phosphate biosynthetic process; glycerol metabolic process. The transcript has 3 exons. The record is from RefSeq and is a predicted model, not a curated record. Lineage: Eukaryota; Fungi; Ascomycota; Dothideomycetes; Pleosporales; Trematosphaeriaceae. Gene Ontology annotation, cellular component: mitochondrion.